Molecule: messenger RNA, 897 nt
Organism: Solea senegalensis (Senegalese sole)
Lineage: Eukaryota; Metazoa; Chordata; Actinopteri; Pleuronectiformes; Soleidae
Product: IQ domain-containing protein K-like
Exons: 1
Coding region: 1-897 (298 amino acids)
Molecular function (GO): protein binding
Source: RefSeq, a predicted model, not a curated record
AUGAGUAGAAGCAAGGCAAAGAGAGUUGGUGCCAAAAAAACACUGCAACAAGUCUGUGACGAGAAUGAUCUUGAGCAGUCCGGUCCUCCCAGUGCUGAGUGGACCGACAGAAACUCAAUCAGUGCACACACCUCGGUCUUGGAAGAUGAUCUUUUCAAAGAGUUUGACUCACUUCUUUCCCAACCUGCUCUUGCUGGUGUUUGUAAGUCAGACCAGAAGCUUCCAUCGUCACCUAAAAAAUUCCAACAUCCUGUCAUAUGUUUUUUGGAGAGAAGGCUUUUUCCAGUGUUGGUUCCCGGAUUGAAGGCUAUGUUGAAGGAAGCUGAGAAAAAGGGCUGUUUUAAGAGGAAAAGAACAGCAUUUAAUCCAUUUGAUUUUCUGAUUCACUGGCUAUACAAUAAUAACCCCCAGAGGCCUGGACAGGGGCCAGUGAAGUUCCAUGGCAUUCCCUUCGUCAAAGAGUGGCUCAUGACACAUCCCAGGGGUCCCAUCCCUCUGUUUCUGCGGCUAAGUGAGAGUCAGGCUGCGCUGCGUAUUCAGGCGUUCUGGAGGGGAUACAGGAGCCGAGCUAGCCCAGAUAUGCUGGCACUGCGCCAGUGGCAAAAAGAACUGAGCGAGAACCACGAGGUUCCCAGAACUGUGCAGGACUUCUGGGCUUACCGAGAAGGCAGAAUAACAGAUCCUAGUAGCUCUGAUGGGUCCACCCACAGGGGUUCCUCAAUUACUGAGAGAUCCGGUGACCAUAGCUCCUCUUCCCAGAUGAACUCUGAGGAGGAGGAUUCACAGACCUCCAGCUCAGGCAGUGCAGAGGAAGAAUCUGCCACAACACCAGUGGAUGAAUCCCCAGCUGCAGCUAAGCCUGAUGAUGACCCUCAGACGGAACAGUCUCCUUCAUAA